Molecule: messenger RNA, 4671 nt
Organism: Aptenodytes forsteri (emperor penguin)
Lineage: Eukaryota; Metazoa; Chordata; Aves; Sphenisciformes; Spheniscidae
Gene: COL6A1
Product: collagen type VI alpha 1 chain
Exons: 35
Coding region: 147-3218 (1023 amino acids)
Source: RefSeq, a predicted model, not a curated record
CCUCCCACAGAAACCAAGGGGAAAGCGGUAAAAAAUAUCUUCAGCGACUCCUGCCUCCAGACCGCGGCCUCUCUCGGCUGCCAGGUUCUCCUUCCCUGCUUUUUUUUUUCUUCAAUCCAGCUCGAUGGUAAUCUGAACCAAGCAAAAUGAGGCUGCAAGACUUUCUAUUUACUUUGCUGCUCCCGGCUGGCUUCCUGGUGGGGGUCUCAUGGGCUCAGCGCCCAGAAAUCACCACCCGGGUCGCAAAUGCAGAAGACUGCCCUGUGGACCUGUUCUUCGUCCUGGACACCUCAGAAAGUGUUGCCCUGAGGGUGAAGCCCUUUGGGGACCUGGUUGCCCAAGUGAAAUAUUUCACCAACCGGUUUAUUGAUAAGCUGACAAACAGGUACUACCGCUGCGACCGCAACCUGGUGUGGAAUGCCGGGGCGCUGCACUACAGCGACGAGGUGGUGCUCAUCAAGAGCCUUACCUCAAUGCCCAGCGGCCGGAAUGAGCUGAAGAACCGUGUCUCAGCCGUGAACUACAUUGGGAAGGGCACCUACACCGACUGUGCCAUAAAGCGGGGCAUUGAGGAGCUGCUCAUCAGUGGCUCCCAUCACAAGGAGAAUAAAUACCUGAUCGUGGUGACUGAUGGACACCCCUUGGAAGGGUACAAGGAGCCCUGUGGAGGCCUGGACGAUGCUGCCAAUGAAGCCAAACAUUUGGGGAUCAAAGUGUUCUCUGUCGCCAUCUCCCCCAACCACCUGGACCAGCGGCUCAACAUCAUUGCCACGGACCAUGCCUACCGCCGCAACUUCACCGCCACCAGCCUGAAGGCAACCCGGGAGCUCGAUGUGGAGGAAACCAUCAACACCAUCAUCGACAUGAUUAAAGUUAACACAGAGCAAUCGUGCUGCUCCUUUGAGUGCCAGCCUUCUCGAGGGCCCCCUGGACCUCCCGGUGACCCGGGCAAUGAGGGAGAAAGAGGCAAGCCAGGUCUUCCUGGCCAAAAAGGAGAGGCUGGAGACCCAGGCAGGCCAGGGGACAUGGGACCUGUUGGCUACCAAGGAAUGAAGGGUGACAAAGGAAGUCGAGGAGAAAAGGGCUCAAGAGGAGCCAAAGGAGCCAAGGGUGAGAAGGGCAGGCGUGGAAUCGAUGGCAUCGAUGGCAUGAAGGGUGAAGCUGGAUACCCUGGCUUACCUGGCUGCAAAGGCUCACCCGGAUUCGACGGAGCUCAAGGCCCGCCUGGACCGAAGGGAGAUCCCGGUGCUUACGGACCCAAGGGAGGAAAGGGGGAGCCUGGAGAUGAUGGAAAACCUGGCCGACAGGGGAUUCCUGGCAGCCCUGGAGAGAAGGGUGCACCUGGCAACCAGGGUGAGCCUGGACCGGCAGGAGAGACAGGCGACGAGGGUGCUCCAGGUGUAGACGGUCCUCCUGGAGAACGGGGCAGCAAUGGAGAAAGGGGCCCCCCAGGCUCACCGGGUGACCGCGGGCCGAGAGGAGAGCCGGGAGAGCCUGGACCACCUGGUGACCAAGGGCGGGAAGGACCCCUCGGACCACCUGGCGACCAGGGUGAGGCUGGACCCCCAGGACCCAAGGGCUACAGGGGAGACGAUGGCCCCCGCGGCAAUGAGGGCCCAAAGGGAUUGCCUGGAGCACCUGGGCUGCCUGGAGACCCUGGCCUGAUGGGAGAAAGGGGGGAGGAUGGUCCUCCUGGGAACGGCACGAUUGGAUUCACAGGUGCCCCGGGGCAGCCAGGAGACAGAGGUGACCCUGGCAUUAACGGAACAAAAGGCUACGUUGGUCCUAAAGGUGAUGAAGGAGAAGCUGGAGACCCUGGCAAUGAUAACCCAACCCCUGGCCCCAGGGGCAUCAAAGGAGCGAAGGGCCACAGGGGACCUGAAGGCCGCCCAGGACCACCAGGACCUGUGGGGCCUCCAGGACCAGAUGAAUGUGAAAUCUUGGACAUCAUCAUGAAGAUGUGCUCUUGCUGCGAGUGCACCUGCGGUCCUGUCGACCUCCUCUUCGUGUUGGACAGCUCGGAGAGCAUCGGCCUGCAGAACUUCCAGAUUGCCAAGGACUUCAUCAUCAAAGUCAUCGACCGCCUGAGCAAGGACGAGCGUGUGAAGUUUGAAGCUGGGGAGUCCCGUGUGGGUGUUGUGCAGUACAGCCAUGACAACACGCAGGAGCUGGUGGCCAUGGGGGAUGCCAACAUAGACAACAUCGGGGCGCUCAAACAGGCAGUCAAGAACCUGAAAUGGAUAGCUGGAGGCACUUACACUGGAGAAGCCCUGCAGUUCACCAAGGACAACCUGCUGCGGAGAUUCACCUCUGACAAGCGUGUCGCCAUCGUCAUCACAGAUGGACGCUCUGACACGCUGCGGGACCCUACCCCGCUCAACUCUCUGUGCGAUGUCACCCCGGUGGUUUCCCUUGGGAUAGGCGACAUUUUCCGGAACCCUCCAAAUCCAGAUCACCUGAAUGAUAUCGCUUGUUUAAGCCAACCGACCAGGCCAGGACUGUCCAUUCAAAGGGACAACUACGCUGAGCUCCUGGAUGACACCUUCUUGCAGAACAUCACCUCGUAUGUCUGCCAAGAGAAGAAAUGUCCAGACUACACCUGCCCAAUCACCUUCACUGGGCUGGCGGACAUCACGCUGCUGGUGGACAGCUCCACCAGUGUGGGGAGCAAGAACUUUGAGACCACUAAGAAGUUCGUGAAGCGGCUGGCAGAGCGGUUCCUGGAGGCCGGCAAGCCUGCCGACGACUCUGUGCGUGUCUCGGUGGUCCAGUACAGCGGCAGAAACCAGCAGAAAGUGGAAGCUCAGUUCCAGUACAACUACACGGUCAUCGCCAAAGCCAUCGACAACAUGGAGUUCAUUAACGAUGCCACGGACGUCAAUGCCGCUCUGCGGUACGUCACGGGGCUGUACCAGCGGUCCUCCCGUGCUGGGGCGAAGAAGAGAGUGCUGGUGUUUUCUGAUGGCAACUCUCAAGGGAUCACCGCAAGGGCCAUUGAGAGGGCUGUGCAGGAAGCUCAGCAGGCUGGCAUCGAGAUCUACGUGCUAGCAGUGGGCAGCCAAGCCAAUGAACCCAACAUCCGUGUCCUGGUCACAGGGAAGAGCGCAGAUUAUGAUGUGGUCUACGGGGAGCGCCACCUCUUCCGUGUGCCCGACUAUACCUCUCUGCUGCGUGGUGUCUUCUACCAAACUGUCUCCAGGAAGAUAGCUGUUGACUGAGCAUCUGGGUGGGUUUCUGCCAAGGCCAUGCCUGCUUCUGUCUCACCUAAAAAUGAAAACCAACAAAACAAAAAAAAAAAAUUAACAGUAUUCUUCACCAAUCUGAGGAAUUCGCAUCUAUGCAGAUAGCCAUAGUGCCACAGCUUGGCUGUGCAUAGUCCCCUUCCUUCUCCCCCUGCUUCAUCAUCUGCAGCUCUACUCUGUUAGUCUCAAACUUCCCUCCCUGCCCAUGACUGCCUCUCCCUCCCCACAGCAGGCAAACACAAGCACACCUAGCAAUAAGCUGCCAGAACACCAAUAGCAACCUCAUCCCACUGUUUUUUGCCAAGAAAGAAUCAGGAUGAGGAAUUUUGUACCACUAAGGACUAGCCUGGUCUCAUAAGGCUGAUUAUGCUCUUUUCAGAUACAGGUGGUUUUGUUCAUUUGCUUCUUUCUUUCAUACAUCAGCUGAGCACUUGCCCAGCUCUCAAUGGUCCUAACCCAAUGCUGUGCUUCAAGUGAAAUGUUCAACACUUCAGCAAGCUUUGAGAGGGGAUCGUUGUCAUGGCUGGCAGGUUUGGUUCAUAUUUCCCAUGCUUGGGGGGGGAGGGCUGGACUGCAUUACCCAAGCUGGGUGGAAGCAUCUCUGGCCUCCAGUGCCAUGGGAUGGGGCACUGACUUCCCAGGGCUGGGGUGGAGGUGGGUGGUGGAGCAUCCCUCAGCGCUGACACUUCCAUUCAGGGCAGGGAGGCUGAGCACCAACCAAAUGAAAGAUGGACAGCAGCCACUGGGGAGGGGGAAACCCUAGAAGAAGCUAUGUAACUGCACUCCUUCACUAACUGAUCUCAUGGUCCUACAGUGAAACCAGGAACCUCAUGAAUAACCUGAUGACUUGUGUUAUGGUCCAAGAUCCAUUCUGGAAAAUCCUUCUGAGCCCAGUUAGUGGGAUUUUUUGUUUUAUACUUUUUUUCAAAAGUGCCAAGCUGUCUAAUUCCCAGUGAGCUCUCUGAGAGUACUGUUUCUCUAGGACCAUCUAGGACUUAAGCACCUGGGCCCAAGGGAAACCCACUAACUGUACUAUAUAUUGGAUUAGGGCCUCAUCCACAGGUCAGCAGAGUCAAGGGAAAGGCUGCCAUUAUCUGCCAGGGUCUUUGACUUGCACCCUACGGAUAUACUGACAAAGGUGCUAUCACUAUGUGGGUGAUGCGGGCCCUUGGUGUUUACACAGUUGUUUCCAGGACCACACUGAAGAUGUGGUUUGGCUGGGUGAGAUUCUGUUUCAGCGCUUCCAUUGGUGCUCUUGCUAUGAAUUCAUGCGCUUCUGAGAAAGCAACAGUGAUUGCCAGGUAUCGGCAUCCCAAACUCUUUACUUUGUAUCCAAAAACCCAUUGUACGAGUUAGUUUUAUUUUAUGCCUGUGUUUUACUAAAAUUGUCCACUUCGGAAAUUUGUCAAAUAAAUUGUUUUCCACAAUC